UUAUCUCUUCGCUUACUGAAAGAAAUCGAAAAAUUAUUUUGCAUUGUCACAAUCAUUAUCGCUCACUUUUAGCAAAAGGUAAAGCUAAAAAUAAAGAGGGAGAUUAUAUGCCUUCAGCAGCAAAUAUGUAUUUAAUGAAAUAUUCCAAAUCUUUGGAAUCUUCAGCAAAGGAAUGGGCUAAAAAAUGUACAAUUAGUCAUUCUCAUGGAAAAUUUGGAGAAAAUUUGUUUAUGUCAACGAAUAGAAGAUUGUCUGAUUGUGGGUUUAAUACGAAUUAUUAAUUAAUAAAUUAAAGGUCGGACUGAGACGAGAUCUCAUAUCUCGUUUAGAAAUCUCGGUUAUCAAGAGAUUCUCUCUAUGAGAUAUCGAUGUCGAGUGCGAUCGUUUCUCAGGUUUCCAUGGUGUGCGGACAUAACGGAACGGAUAUAUCAGGAUUGGGGUGACAAAAAUAAUUUCUCGUGUGUUUACGUUUGUCUAAACUUAAAAACUCUAUUCCUACUAUCCAAGACCCAGUG
This is a messenger RNA of Meloidogyne enterolobii, 515 nucleotides long. The record is from the annotation of a GenBank genome assembly. Lineage: Eukaryota; Metazoa; Nematoda; Chromadorea; Rhabditida; Meloidogynidae.